Chlamydomonas reinhardtii is the source of this 2032-nucleotide messenger RNA. RefSeq lists its product as uncharacterized. Lineage: Eukaryota; Viridiplantae; Chlorophyta; Chlorophyceae; Chlamydomonadales; Chlamydomonadaceae. The transcript has 6 exons. The record is from RefSeq and is a predicted model, not a curated record. Bases 83 to 997 code for a protein of 304 amino acids.
UUGCCCUGACCUUCCAAAGCGGUUUGGCUCCUGGACCCCCGCAGAAGCGCACACAUAUCUCUCAUCGGAUGUAAAACGUAUAAUGGCGGGACAGGCGUUGCUGUCCCGCGUAGGCCUGACGUUGACACUGGCCAUAGUCGCAGCGGGUAGCGUCGACGCGCGGCCUGGUAGCCUGUGGAAGUGGCUGACAGGUGACACACCUGGAAACUCGGACGAUGCAGCCGUCGUCUCAUUUCCGCGGCCGCCCUACGAGGAGCGCGCAAAGAUGGCCCGCUGGUUGGUUCAUGAAACAACGUAUGGAGUGCUUUCCACGGUCGAUAGGCAAUCAGGAGAGGCAAUCGGGGGAGUGGUGUCGCAUAGCGACGGCUCGCGGGACCACGCAACUGGACGCAUUUUCUUUUAUCUCACGCCGAUGGACGAGCUCACGCAAAACGCUCUGAGCCACCCUCGGUGUACAUUCACAGUUAGCGAGAUGCAGCGGCGCAGUGCAAAUGGUGGCAGUAGCAGCAGCAGCAGCAGCAGCAGCGACGGGCACCGGAACGGUAACGGGCCAUGCGGUGCGUUGGAUCCCGAGGAUCCCGCCUGUGCCCGCGCCACCUUUGUUGGCCGGGUGCUACCGGUGCCGGAACAGGACCGAUCGCUGGCGCAGGCAGCCAUGUUCUCACGACACCCAGCGAUGGCUGACUGGCCCACCGGGCACCAGUUUGACUUUUAUGAGCUGCACGUCAACGAGGUGCACGUGCUCGACUGGUACGGUGGUAUGAGCGUUGUGGAUAGCAAUGAGUACUACUCGGCCGACGUGAGCUAUCCAGCCAGCAGCACCAGUGGCAGCAGCAAGAGCAGCAUGAGUGGCAGCACCGCCGCGGCCACAAGCAGCGCCCGCGGCCAUGGCAAGGGCCGGACAGGCACCGACAGCGAUGAGGUGGUGCUGACGGGGCCGGACUCGGUCGGCUACCGCAUUGUCAUCCCGGCCAAACGGCUCCGGGGGCACGCGUGAAUUUUGCGGCCGAGCAGGAGCCGACAGGCUGAAAUUACGCCAGUCUGUACAGCCUGACAGUCGGGGGUAAAGUGCAAUCACGCUUUGAUAAUUGCGUACUUGGGACGUGUGCAGAGGCACUAGGGAUUGGCAUGAUAGGCGCCAAGGUUUUUGGGCUAUGUCUGCAGCUCACGCCACGGUAUGAAGACAUGGGAAAUGACUGGACUGUUGAUACCAAAGAGGCAGCACAAGGAAGAUGUAAAUGGGCGAGGGGCAUCGCAAGGUAGGCUUGGCGGCAGGAUGGCGGAUUUGUGGCAUGUGUAAAAUAUGCGGCACGAGUUGAAGAGCAAGUAGGGCGUAGAGGCCAUGGCGCUCUGAAACAUACAUUGCCGGGGUUCGCCAGCACAUGUGCGCAACCCCCUGACGUUGCUCUGACAUGCACAAACAUUGCGGAGGCCGCACCACUUGGUACAAGGCGGGACUGGUCCUUACGCUUGUCUACAUGGCAUGCAUUUUCAAUUGUGUACUGGUUUAUUGUUGUGCGUUUCGCAUAGUGCUUGGCAUGGACUGGGUCAGGCUGACAUGCUCGUCGCAGAUACCGUUGUUAUGUUGGCAGCAUACCGGUAUGUCCACCCCAAGUGCUGACAGUUGACGUCAGAUUAAUGUUCCGGCUGGGCUGGUAGAAGGAGCGCAGCUGCAACACGUCGGAGGUGCUGGUGGUUCGAUUGUGCCAGACUGUACUUGACUGUACAAUAUAUUUCGGUCAAAUGUCUGCCAUGGAUUGCAGGCGCGUACCGGUGCAUGGAGGUAGUGGUGGGCGGCAGCAAGGAGGGGAGGCCGCCAAGUGCGCAGCCCCUGGUAUGCUCAUGUAUGCAUGCGUGUAUGUUGUUUACCAGCUUCAAAUUGUAGUGCAGUUGCCUCCGAUACGUUGGAUGGGGUUUCAUUGGUAUUCUUCCUAUGUUGAAGAUAGCUGAUGCCGCCGCGUGCGGCGUGUACAACAGAUAGGGAUCACAAUACCGGUAAUGUCUUAUCAGUCCUAUGUAAGCUGGCAAAACA